AUGAAGCAGAUACUUCCAGUGUUCGCCCUUCUUGGGGCCUUGGCUCUUGCGCAAGGAUUUGAGCUAUGUAACCUGAAGGAGCCCGGUGAGCUGGUGAGGAAUCCCCGGAACUGCGCGGAGUUCUUCAUGUGCCGCCCUGGUGGCCGCCCCGUGCGGUUCUCGUGCCCCGCCGGAAUGUCCUUCGAUACGGCGCGCAACUCGUGUGGCUUCGGCUGGAUGAUCUGCAACGACAGUGGCUGGAACGGGGUGGAAGACCCCACGGGUCAGUACGAUCCGAUCGCGACGAAUCCUUCGUUCCUGGACGCACUCAAUGGGGUGUGUAGCGGAGCACCGACCGGAAGCCUUCGUCCGGAGCGGUCCGGAUGCGCUGGGUUUUAUCAGUGUUCGACGGCGGGCUCGAUACGCUUCGAGUGUCCGGUCGGGACACUGUUCGACAGCAACCGCCGGUACUGUGAGGCGGCCGAUCUGGCGUCGUGUAACGUACAACAGGUGCCCAAUCCCGGACCCGCUGGUAAUCUGCUCGAUGUGAUGUGCUUCGGCAAGCGAGUCGGUACCAAGUUCGGUCACCCGUUGAACUGCUCGCAGUACUUCCAGUGCGAUGGCCGCAACAAGGCCAUCCUGUUCGACUGUCCGCGGGGCACGGCGUACGAUAAGGUUCGCCGGGUGUGCGGAUUCACCAGCAGCGUCGUUUGCUGA
This is a messenger RNA of Anopheles cruzii, 696 nucleotides long. RefSeq names its product probable endochitinase. Gene Ontology annotation, molecular function: chitin binding. Bases 1 to 696 code for a protein of 231 amino acids. Lineage: Eukaryota; Metazoa; Arthropoda; Insecta; Diptera; Culicidae. The record is from RefSeq and is a predicted model, not a curated record. The transcript is spliced from 2 exons. Gene Ontology annotation, cellular component: extracellular region.